AUGGCACCUGCAGAAGAAACUCCCCAAACUACUACAACAAAGCCUCUUUCCCCUCGGACACUGAUAGCGCGAUAUGAUCAAUACUUCGACCCUUUUAGGAGAUCAUUUUCGACGACGCUUCGGAGGACGAGCAAGCCAAAGAAACCUAAAACAAAAUCUAGCAAGAAACCGGUCCUCGUCGUGAGGCGUCUUAUUGACAGCAAGGGACGCCAUAAUGGCACAGAGGUCGAUAUUAUGAGCACCGGAUUGCGAGACAUUAUUGCGGAAAUAAAUAAUGAUGUUCUGGGAUUCAGGAUUGCGGGAGAUACAGCGACAGUCGAACCGGAGGUUUUCUUUCAUUCUCGGAUGGGUCUUAUUGAACGACUGGUGAAAGUAGAAGCAGAAGAACCCUUAGAUGAGGCACUCGUAACCGAUCUCAAGACAGCCCUCAAUUUCAUGGAGGAGCACUUCUCCCGCAUCAUCACCGAGUUGCCGGUACUCCUUGAUCACUGCGAAAUUGUAUUUGAGCAUCUCUGGGCACUCCUACUUCCCAACACUUACGUCUACCACCGCAUCUGGUUAACGGAGCAAGACCAGAUUCUACGUGCCCGGACUUUCUCCAUAGAGUAUACGUCAAAUGGUACUCCGUUCGGUAACGUAGUGUGCGACAUCGUCAGCAAUGAUGGCGAAUCUUUUGGUAUCGCACGAGUUGAACUCCAAAUCAACUAUUUCAAGGGUUCAAGACAGAUACAGGAUCUGGAGGUCUAUCCUUUGGCAUUCCACCCGGAGAAGGAAGCUCUACAAACGCAUGCCAUUUCCCGUGGGAAGAAGUAUACCCAACUCACGGAGUCAUCUUAUUGUGAGGUCAGAGGACCAGCUAUAGUUGAAGUAGACGAAAAGCCGCGCAAGUUUAAUGCACACGGACACCUAAUGAUCGACCCCGCUGCGUUCCGCACAUAUGAGGCGAAUGCAGAUUACUUAAACAUACCUGUACGCAAAGGAUUGGACAGAGACUCGCUGACCGACGAACAACACAUGAUCUGCAACCCUGUUGCUCUCGGCUUCUGUUUUGGUACAAAGACUUGGGGUGGCUUUGCGAUGGAUCGUCUGAAAGACAUUAUCUGGUCUGACGAGACCUUCAAUUCCCUUGUUCUGGGCGAUACACAGAAGAUCCUUAUUCACGCUUUGAUUAAGCAGCAUGUUGUCCGUGCUGCACAGUAUGAUGAUAUAGUACCUGGGAAGGGAAGAGGCCUUAUCGGACUUUUGUCAGGAAACCCUGGUUGCGGAAAGACGCUUACUGCAGAAGCCGUUGCAGAGAUCACUCGCAGACCUCUAUAUGUCGUCAGCGCCGGGGAACUAGGAACUCAGCCGCCCGAAGUAGACCGAAUGCUCACGCGGAUCUUGGAGUUGGCACAUAGAUGGAAUGCUGUGUUAUUGUUGGACGAAGCAGAGGUGUUCCUUCAAGAGCGUAGCACAAAUGACAUCACGCGGAACGCGUUGGUAUCCAUCUUCCUGAGACAGCUCGAAUACUAUCAAGGCAUUUUGAUUUUGACAACCAAUUUGGCGGGACAGUGUGAUCGCGCACUGGAAAGUCGAAUCCACUUCUGCAUUUCCUACCCGGAUCUGGACUACGAUGCACGCAUGAAGAUCUGGAAGAUGUUCUUGGCCAAAGGUGCUUUGGACCCAGCGCGAGGCAUGAGCGACUUCUGCCUCGAUCGCCUCGCUCGACUGCGGCUUAAUGGUCGUCAAAUCAAGAACGCCGUGGCAAGCGCACAGUCUAUUGCAUUGAAUUGCAAUGCACCAUUAUCUCCGGAACACGUAGACAAGGUACUUGAGGUGCUAAGCGAACGGGAGAAGGCACGGAAGGGGUGUGAUAGUCAUUGAAUUCAAGUUUCGAAAACAGACGAGCUGUGACUCGCAUAUACCUUUUUCAUUGUGUGGGGAAUAUACAGCUUUGAUGACGCUCGGGUAGUGAGGUAUCAUAGUUAUUCUGUAUCAGCGUUGUGGUCGAUAUCGCCUUGGUGAGGGUAUUAUCGUAUUACCAGAGUGUAUGAUCGGAAGCUUUCCCGAUAUUUAGUGGCUCUAAGCUUGCUAAUGUUCGUCGUGUAUUAAGCCUAGGAUAGUUCAAAUCUUCCUCAGCCACGUACUGAAGAAGUGUAUUACUUGUAGAUCAAGCGGUUUGUGGCACGUCAGAGCUACUGCUAAGAAUUGGCG
Messenger RNA from Desarmillaria tabescens, 2193 nucleotides. Its product is annotated as P-loop containing nucleoside triphosphate hydrolase protein. Gene Ontology annotation, molecular function: ATP binding; ATP hydrolysis activity. Lineage: Eukaryota; Fungi; Basidiomycota; Agaricomycetes; Agaricales; Physalacriaceae. The transcript is spliced from 8 exons. Bases 1 to 1863 code for a protein of 620 amino acids. The record is from RefSeq and is a predicted model, not a curated record.